Mesocricetus auratus (golden hamster) is the source of this 6822-nucleotide messenger RNA. It is a transcript of the gene Mideas, whose product is annotated as mitotic deacetylase associated SANT domain protein. NCBI's taxonomy places the organism in Eukaryota, Metazoa, Chordata, Mammalia, Rodentia, Cricetidae. Gene Ontology annotation, biological process: regulation of transcription by RNA polymerase II; negative regulation of DNA-templated transcription. Gene Ontology annotation, molecular function: transcription corepressor activity. The record is from RefSeq and is a predicted model, not a curated record. Gene Ontology annotation, cellular component: histone deacetylase complex; transcription regulator complex.
GAGGCGACGGCGCCUGUUUGUUUUUAAAAUCCGGGAGUGCGUGCAGGCGGCUGGGCUCUUCGGAGGCGACCCGCGGCGGCGGCGGCGGCAGGAAGGGAGACUGCUGGGGCCGGAGGCCGAGCGGGAGCUGGGCUCCAGGACCUGGUGUGGCAUCAUGAUCGGGGGCGUGUAGCUGAGCUCAAGGGCCUCUCCAGAAGAGGAAGGACCAGAGGACGUUUCUUGGCUCCUGUGUUUUCCUCUGCCCUCACUGGCUUUCGGACUGGGACUGGGGCCAGGCUUCCAGCAGGACCUUCUCCCGAGGGAUGGGCGGCUGCUGAAGGGGUCUCAUUGCCAGGCCUUAGCUGGCCGCACCAUGAACCUCCAGGCCCAGCCCAAGGCUCAGAAUAAGCGCAAGCGUUGCCCUUUUGGGGACCAGGAGCCAGCUUCCAAGGAACAGCCACCACCCCUGAAGGCUCCACCACAGUCCCUCAGAGCGAAGGAGGAACAGUACGAGGCCCACGAAGCAACAGGCGUUGCCUCCACCACCCAGCCUGUGGAGCUGCCUCCUCCCAACAGCCUGACUCUGCUGAACUCCGUGGUGUACGGAUCUGAGCGGACCACGGCAGCCAUGUUGUCCCAGCAAGCCCAAGUAAAGUGGCCCAACUCAGUGAUGGUUCCAGGGCGGGGCCUGGAGCGUGGAGGAGGCGUAGGCAUCAGUGACAGUGGCUGGCAGCAACAGCCUGGCCAGCCUCCACCCCACCCUGCAUGGAGCCACCUGUCCCUCUACAGUGGACCCAAAGGGAGCCCUCAUCCAGGUGUGGGGGGCUCUCCCUACUAUAACCACCCUGAGGCACUGAAGGGGAGCAAACCCGGGGGUCCACAGCUGGAUCACUAUGGAAAUGCGGUGCAGCCCAUGGUACCGCAGAAGCUGCCGCUGGAGGCGGGGAGACCCCCAGCACCCUUGAACUCUUUCCAUGCAGCCAAGAAGCCCCCAAACCAGACGCUGCCCUUGCAACCCUUCCAACUGGCAUUUGGCCACCAGAUGAACCGCCAGGUCUUCCGACAGGGCCCGCAGCCCUCCAACCCCAGCGCCUCCUUCCCACCUCAGAAGCAGCCGCAGCAGCAGCAGCCGGCAGCCCUGUCCCAGAUGCCACUAUUUGAGAACUUUUACCCCAUGCACCAGCCACCUUCCCAGCAAGCCCAGGACUUUGGCCUGGCACCGGGUGGGCCGCUGGGACAGACUCACCUGCCUCAUCACAGCAUGGCCCCCUACCCUUUCCCUCACAACCCGGAUAUGAACCCGGAGCUGCGCAAGGCCCUCCUGCAGGAUUCCGCCCCACAGCCUGUGUUACCUCAACCCCAGGUGGCCUUCCCACGUCGUUCCCGCCGUCUGUCCAAGGAGGGGAUUCUGCCUUCCAACGCCCUCGAUGGAGCUGGCACCCAACCUGGUCAGGAGCCCACAGGCAAUCUGUUCCUUCACCCCUGGCCUCUUCAGCAGCCACCACCAGGCUCCCUGGGGCAGCCCCACCCGGAAGCCCUGGGCUUCCCAUUGGAACUAAGGGAGUCACAGCUCCUGGCUGAUGGCGAGAGACUAGCACCCAACGGUCGGGAGCGGGAGGCUCCCCCCAUGGGUAACGAGGAGGUCAUGAGGGCUGGGGGCCUAGGGGACUGUGGACAGAUGAUACGAGGUGGGGUGAUCCAGAGCACCAGACGGAGGCGCAGGGCUUCCCAGGAGGCCAAUUUGCUGACGCUGGCCCAGAAGGCGGUGGAGCUGGCCUCACUGCAGGAUGCCAAUGGCUCUGAGGAGAAGCGGAAAAGUGUGCUGGCCUCAACUGCCAAAUGCGGAGUGGAGUUUUCUGAACCCGCCUUAGCUGCCAAGAGAGCUCGGGAGGAGAGUGGAAUGGUGCCCCUCAUCAUCCCGGUGUCUGUCCCUGUGCGGGCUGUGGAUCCCGCUGAGGUGGCCCAAGCGGGAAGUGUCGAUGAGGACGGGAAGGGUCUGGAACAGUACUCCGCUGAGCACAAGCCAUCGGUCAUCGUGACCCGCAGGCGGUCACGAGUCCCGGGGACGGAUGCGCCAGCUCAGGCUGAAGACCCAAAUGCCAAGAUGGAGGGGGAGCCUUCCAUUCGGAAACCAAAGCAGCGGCCCCGGCCCGAGCCCCUUAUCAUCCCCACCAAGGCGGGCACUUUCAUUGCCCCUCCUGUCUACUCCAACAUCACCCCCUACCAGAGCCAUCUGCGCUCUCCUGUCCGCUUAGCUGACCACCCUUCUGAGAGGAGCUUUGAGCUGCCCCCCUACACACCGCCCCCCAUUCUCAGCCCCGUUCGGGAAGGCUCCGGCCUCUACUUCAAUGCCAUCGUAUCAACCAGCAGCAUCCCAGCCCCUCCUCCUAUCACGCCAAAGAGUGCCCAUCGUACCCUGCUCCGUUCUAAUAGUUCUGAAGUCACCCCGCCCGUGCUCUCUGUGAUGGGGGAGGCCACCCCUGUGAGCAUCGAACCACGGAUCAACGUUGGUACCCGGUUCCAGGCCGAAAUUCCUAUGAUGAGAGACCGAGCUCUGGCAGCUGCAGACCCCCAUAAGGCUGACUUGGUGUGGCAGCCAUGGGAGCAUCUUGAGAGCAGCUGGGAGAAACAGAGGCAAGUGGAUGACCUGCUGACAGCUGCCUGCUCAAGCAUUUUCCCUGGUGCUGGCACCAACCAGGAAUUGGCCCUGCACUAUCUCCAUGAGUCUAGGGGGGACAUCCUGGAAGCGCUGAGUAAGCUGCUGCUGAAGAAGCCUGUGAGGCCUCACAAUCACCCACUGGCAACUUAUCACUACACAGGCUCUGAUCAGUGGAAGAUAGCUGAGAGGAAGCUGUUCAACCAGGGCAUCGCCAUCUAUAAGAAGGAUUUCUUCCUGGUGCAGAAGCUGAUCCAGACCAAGACUGUGGCCCAGUGUGUGGAGUUCUACUACACUUACAAGAAGCAGGUGAAAAUUGGCCGCAAUGGGACGCUCACUUUUGGUGACGUGGAUACACGGGAUGAGAAGUCAGCCCAGGAGGACGUUGAAGUGGACGUGAAGACUUCUCAGAAGUUCCCAAGGGUGCCUCCUCCCAGAAGAGAGUCCCCAAGUGAAGAGAGGCUGGAGCCUAAGAGAGAAGUGAAGGAGCCCAGGAAGGAGGGGGAGGAGCUGCCGGAAACCCAGGAGAAGGGAGAGCAGGAAGAGGGGCGAGAGCGCAGCCGGAGGGCCGCUGCUGUCAAAGCUACGCAGACACUACAGGCCAAUGAGGCGGCCAAUGAUGUCCUCAUUCUCCGGAGCCACGAACCCAAUGCCCCGGGGCCUGCGGGUGCUCAGACCUCAGAGAAGCCAAGGGAGGGGCCGGGGAAGUCACGAAGGGCACUGCCUUUCACAGAGAAGAAGAAGAAGCCGGAGGCAUCUAGUAAAACCCAAAACCAGGAGAACACUUUCCCUUGUAAAAAAUGCGGCAGGGUGUUUUACAAGGUGAAGAGCCGCAGCGCUCACAUGAAGAGUCAUGCGGAGCAGGAGAAGAAGGCGGCGGCUCUGAGGCUGAAGGAGAAGGAGGCUGCAGCUGCAGCAGCGGUGCACCAGCAGGCCUUGAGGGAAGAGAGCGGCGAGGGCGAGAAGGGCUGAGACCCCGCUGGACCUCUCACUGGCCUCGCCCCGCACCCUGCACCCGGGAACCUCUAGAGGGAGCCAGGAGAGGGUCACGUGGACUUUGCUCUGCAAAACAAAUCCGAUAAUGAAAAAUAAACAGGCUUUUUUAUUUACAAAGGCCGAGGACAGUGUUAAGGGCUGCAGGAUCCAGGUCUCUCAGUAUCUGGUCGAGUUGUUCUGCUCUCCCGGAGCCCGAGAGGCCAGGCCCCUUGGAAGGGGGAGGGCUCUGCAGCUGCCUCUGGGUCUCUGUGGUUGCCAGGCUUUUCGAGUCUCUGCCUCUUUCCUGCCUGGACCGUAGUAAGCCACCAUGGAAAGCCAAGCACAAGCUCACCCCGUGGCAGAUUAUUCCUCCUCCCCCAGAGGACCUGGAAGGCUGUGCAAACCUUGCCCCAACCCCCAAACAAAAGGACUCCUCAGAGAACGGCGGCCUUAGCACCUCUGUUGUUCCCGUACAACUGCAGCCAUGCCGGGCUGCUCCGGUGGUCAGGCUUCAGGUCACCACCUCCCAGGAGUGUCGGAGGGUAGUUUCAACCUCUUUGCUGCUUGCUAUCAGACCGUCUGGGGCUGGAACAGUUAGUUUUCUCAGACAUCUGGGGAAGGGACCGCUCGCUGUUCAUGUCCCUGCUCUCAGCCUGCUGCAUGGAAGGGAACUGUGCAGAGGAUGCAGAACCAGGCCAGGGGGUUUUGACAAGCCCGAUGACUCUUCCUGCUGCCUACCAUUUUAUCCCUUUGGGUCCUAGAGGCGGCUGAGGGAGCCUCAGGCGGUCCCUGCUCUUGGUAGCUGCCACCUAGCCCAAUGCACCCCACUAGGUGUCGAUACAGCCUCUCCCUCCACCCACCCCCUGUCCUGCAUGCUGGAGAUUUCUGGAUCCUUCCCUGGGAGGGGAUAUCCCCUAACUAGACUAGCCAGGAGCCUUCAUUCCUUGACUUGUGUCAUUUGGGAACUAUUUAUUUAUUCUUAAUAUUUAAUUUUUAACAUCCUCAGGGACCAGGGGCCUCUUGCUUUCCAGAGGUCCAAGUGCAUUUAUCCCAAAAUAAGUCACCUUCUUGGCAUCCCCACCCCCAUUCCAAGGCCCUAGUGUCCCUUACCUUGUUCUCUUACUGGUAGGAAUGGUAAUAGUACUGAACCGGCUGGGAAGGUGGGGAGUGUCAUUAAAGUCACAGGAAACUGGAAGAUGUGGGUGAGGUCAAAGGCCGUUCCUGGCCUGCCCUUUCUGUACUUUCAAAAUGCUUGAGGGAGUUGGCGGGAGGCCAGAAUCCUAGUUUUGUUUAUCAGCCUGGACUCUGGCUUGAAGAAACCAUAUUUGGCAUGAAAUUCCUGAAGGGCCAGAAUGUUCUGGAGAUCUGUUCACUUGCCAGUUCCAUAGGGGGCCUAAGUAUUUUUCUGAUAUUAUUACUCAGCUUUAGCUGUGCAGAAAAAUGUCUGCGUGGAUGUGUCUGAGUGGUCAACAUGUUAAGAGCUAAAAAGGAUUCUUUCACUAUUCCCUAGGAGAUGGCACGCAGCCCUGUUGGAAACUGGAAAUAGACGUGGUGUUUCGUUUUUAAGCUAUGCACUAUUGGUAGUUUUUACAUUCAUUUAUGCAUUAGUAUGGUUCUAUGGGAGCUGUAUAUGAAAAAAGCAAAAAUGCCCCCCUAGAUGCCUGGAUGGUUACCUAAGCAUUCAGCGUCACCAUUAGUUUUUUCCAUAGGCUUCUACAAACUCAAAGCCUCGAGAUUUCAAAAAUCUGGUACCCUCUGGAAGCAAGAGGACAACAAAUUUAGGCUUUCUCCUGAAUCACUUGUAUAAUGAGUGCCUUCACAGCUUAGCCCCAAAGUGCUACUUAUGUUUCCCAAGGUUUUUUUUCUAUUUAAACCGUAUUUGGCUCAGGCCCUUUGGAUAUGUGGUAUCCGACAUCUUCAGCCACACGAGACUCUUCUGCCCAGCGGUACCAACCAGUCCUUAGAAAUCUUAAUAAUAAAAAAGCAAUUCUACCCUUCUAAGUUCACAGAGACUAGACCAGUUGAAUAUAGCCAGAAAAAAUGAAGAUGCUACCCUUCGGUGGUGAUCUCAUGAGACAGUUUUCGAAGAGUCCAUGCUCUGGGGAGCAGCGUGCAAACUGCGCUGUUUGUAGGGCAGGUCCAUUGUGGCGCGUAGCCGCAGAGGCUGGCACGGGCACAUCCUUACUGGUGCUUUCUCACACGAACACACUGGGCUUGGUUUUUGUUGUUUUAUUAUUACUGCUCAGAGCUUUUGCUUAAAGAAAAGGUAACCACUUCAGCUUGAUAUUAGCCUUCCUAGACCACCUCACCUGCCUGUCUCCCAGCCUCCACCGGCACCCAGCGAAGGGCAUGACAUGACACAGUGCCUGUGUUCUGGCCACUUCGGGGUCUCUUUCCCAUCUAAGGAGACGGUGCCAUUACUGCUGUCCUCCAGGCCUUCGGCAGCCCCUCACAGCUAAGGUACACACUUCUGCCACCCCCUCCCCUGGCACAGGGGUCCUGUGCCGCCCACGUCUAAAGGGAUUGCCUAUGUUUAACUGCCUCAGUGACCUAACCUCUUUCUUCUUACGUGCCAGAUGUUACAGAUGAAGGAGGACUACUACACAUACUCAAGCCUCAGCUGUUUAAAUGUUUUUAUUGGGGCUCACUUUUCUGGGUUGUUAUUUAUUAGUAGACUGGCAAAGCCUAACUCCUUAGGUUUUUAUGGGAAGUAUGCAUAUUUUUAUAAAAAAAAAAGUUGUGUCUAACCCACAUGUGGCUGUGUUUGUUGCCUCAAAAAAAAUUGCAGCUGUUAGAACUUUUCCUCAUUUGUCUGUUAAGUUGAAGGCCUUGUUGGAGAGGACAGAGCACAGGAACAGCCUUGACAGUCUGUAAUUAUUGUACAAAUAUUUUACUAGCAUACAAUAAGCAUAUUCCUUUUAUUUUACAACAAAAUGAUCAGACACUGCCUUUCAUGUGUUUGUUGCCUGUGGCACUCUUUUUAAAAAAGACUGUUACAUAUUAAAUAGUGUACAUAUAUAUAAAUAUUACCUCUUUUGCUGUACAGUUGUGAUAGACCAGACUGAAAAUUUUAUUUUUUGUGUGCUUUUUAUAAAAAAUAAUUAAUACACUAAAGAGAAUCUUGCUGUGAUUGUAAUGUACCUAUGUAACUUAUUUACUUUUGAAUGUUCUGUAUCUUAAGACCUUUUAUUAAAUAAAAUUUUAAAAAAUUC